Molecule: messenger RNA, 4966 nt
Organism: Labeo rohita (rohu)
Lineage: Eukaryota; Metazoa; Chordata; Actinopteri; Cypriniformes; Cyprinidae
Gene: plcl5
Product: phospholipase C like 5
Exons: 6
Coding region: 536-3916 (1126 amino acids)
Biological process (GO): intracellular signal transduction; lipid metabolic process
Molecular function (GO): phosphatidylinositol-4,5-bisphosphate phospholipase C activity
Source: RefSeq, a predicted model, not a curated record
AAGUGGCAGGACCUGACUCUCCAAACGUGCCUUUAAUUCAGUCCCAGCCAUCCUCAGUCAUCUGUGAUAGGUCACGCAUGAGAGAGACGCUGGAGGGACAGAAUCGAGGUGACUGAACGCGUACUGACAACACCGAGACAACGGAAAUCCUUCCAUCACUGCUUACAGGGCGUCUUGCAAUCAAGGGACAGAACGAGGCUAAUUGGCCCUCAUAACCCAGUAUUAUCUCGGUAGUUACGGACGCCCACCGGCAGAACACGGCGCUAGCGCCAUCUGUGCGCUUUAUUUUCUCCUAGUGGCGACGAGGGGGUGAGAGGGAGGGAGGAGAGGGGAGUUUGAAUCUAUCCGCCCGCACAAUCUAUUCACCACCUCGGCUGGCAGAGGACGUGCGGUGCCUUCUCCGUUCAUGGAUUUUACGGCUCCACUCGGACGCACGGGACUCCGAUGGCUGUUUGUCUCGCCGUGGGCUCUUAAAAUCACCGGCUCACUCACUUCGAUGGUGAGUUCUUUGGCGUAGCUAACGGCAGAGCGCGCGAUGGCUGAGCCGCAGGCUUCCGAAUCCGUGGCGGGACCCUUGUACGAGCUUGUCUCCGAGGCGACCACUCCGACCCGGGACGCGGCGGAGGCGGUAGCCGCGGCGGCGGCGGCGCUGAGCAUCAGCGAUCCCUACCAGACAUACCUGGACGUGUCGGCGGCUGGACACCGGGUGUACGGGGCCGAGGGGGUGUACUCUAACGGACGGUACAGGGAGCACAGCAGCCCGCGGAUCGGUACCCGGAACCGCGACAGCUCUGCAGAGAGGUGCACCGGCACCGGGCAUCCACCUUGCGGUAUUAUGAAGGAUGGUUCAAAACAGAGGCAGGCCAGGAAGAAGACCGUCUCAUUCAGCUCCAUGCCAAGUGACCGCAAGAUGAACAGCACAGCUGCCUGCAUGGCCUUCAUGAUGGAAGGCUGUGAGAUGAAGAAAGUUCGCUCCAAUUCUCGCAUGUACAAUCGUUACUUCCUGUUGGAUCCUGACAUGCGCUGGCUCCGCUGGGAACCGUCAAAGAAAGACUCAGAGAAGGCCAAGCUUGAGAUCAAGAGCAUUAAAGAAGUUCGAUUGGGAAAGAAAACACCCGUCCUACGCAGCAACGGCCUCUCAGAUCAGUUCCCGGAUGAGUGUGCAUUUUCAAUUAUAUACGGAGACAACUAUGAGUCCCUGGAUCUGGUCGCCAGCACGGCAGACGUGGUGAGUACCUGGGUGAUGGGACUGCGGUACCUGGUCUCCUAUGGGCGGCACAUGGUGGGCGUAGUCGAACCCAGUCAACCCAGUGUAAGAACGUCCUGGAUUGGGUCCGUGUUUGAGUUAGCUGAUCCAGAAAGGCAAGGACACAUUGACCUAUUCCGGGCCACCCAAAUCAUCAAGGGUCUCAAUCCUGGCAUGAGGGAGUCUCGUAUUGAACUGAAGUUCAAAGAGCUACAGAAGGCCAAGGACUGCUAUGGCGAAGGCAUUGAUUUAGACACAUUUGUAGAGGCCUACUGUGAAUUGUGCACGCGUCCUGAGAUCUUUUUCUUGUUGGUGCAGUUCUCCAGCAACAAAGAGUACCUGGACUCCAAGGACUUGAUGCUCUUUGUGGAGGUGGAGCAGGGAGUCGAGGGAGUCUCAGAGGAAAUGUGUCGGGAGAUUGUGCACAAGUACGAACCCUCCGCUGAAGGACGCAACAGUGGCUACUUGUCCAUAGAUGGCUUCACACACUACCUCCUGUCAUCCGAGUGCCACAUUUUUGACCCGCAGCACAAGCAUGUUUGUCAGGAUAUGACGCAGCCCCUUUCACACUACUACAUCAACUCUUCCCACAACGCCUCGCUUUUGGAAGAUCACUAUUGGGGCUCAUCAGACCUCAGCAGCUACGUUCGGGCUCUACGCAUGGGUUGUCGAAGCCUGGAGGUUGUAGUCUGGGAUGGCGCUGAUUGUGAGCCCGUGGUCUAUGUCGGUAGCUCUGUUGCCUCCCAGCUAGCCUUCUGUAAAGUUCUAGAUGUCAUUAACCAGUAUGCCUUUGAGAGUUCAGAGUAUCCACUAAUCCUCUGUCUUGUCACGCACUGCAGUGUUCCCCAGCAGAGAGUCGUGGCUCAACACCUCAAGAAGAUCCUUGGGGACAAAUUGCAUGUUGAGCCUCCCAAUAUGGAGGAUCACUACUUGCCCUCCCCUGAAAAACUCAAGGGAAAGAUACUCAUCAAAGGGAAGAGCCUGCCUUCAGAUUCGCAAGACUCUGAGGGGGAGGUCACGGAUGAAGAAGAAGGCUUUGAGAUGUCUAGGAGAAUGAUGGGUGGAGACGAUAAGGAACAGCUCAAUGGGAUUGGCUGCAAACGGUUACGAAUCUGCAAAGAACUUUCUGAACUAGUCACCCUCUGCAAGUCUGUUCAGUUUCGUGACUUUGAGACAUCGAAACGGGAACAAAAGCAUUGGGAGAUUUGCUCCUUUAACGAGGUUGAUGCCAACCGCUUUGCCAAUGAGUUUCCCGAGGACUUUGUCUCCUACAAUAAGCGGUUCCUGUCACGGGUGUACCCUACGCCUAUGCGCAUUGAUGCUAGCAACAUGAACCCACAGGAUUUCUGGAAGUGCGGUUGUCAAAUCGUGGCCAUGAAUUAUCAGACUCCAGGUUUGAUGAUGGAUUUAAACCUUGGUUGGUUUAGGCAAAACGGCAACUGUGGCUACGUCCUGCGUCCAGCCAUAAUGCGCGAGGAGGUGUCGUAUUUCAGUGCCAAUGCUCGUGACUCACUUCCUGGAGUCUCAGCCCAACUUCUCCACAUCAAGGUGAUCAGCGGUCAAAACCUACCAAAGCCUCGAGGCUCAGCUGCUAAGGGCGACGUGGUAGAGCCGUACAUCUAUGUGGAGAUCCACGGAAUUCCUGCUGACUGCGCAGAACAACGCACAAAAACUGUCUCUCAAAAUGGUGACAAUCCAAUUUUUGAUGAAACCUUUGAGUUCCAGAUCAACCUUCCUGAAUUGGCUGCUUUGCGCUUUGUUGUCCUCGAUGAUGACUACAUUGGCGAUGAAUUUAUUGGCCAGUACACCAUUCCUUUUGAGUGUCUGCUUCCUGGUUACCGGCAUGUACCACUGCAGUCACUCACAGGGGAGUUUUUGCCUAACACCACGCUGUUCGUUCACGUUGCCAUUACAAAUCGGCGAGGUGGGGGCAAGGCCCAUAAGAGGGGUCUUUCUGUGAGAAAGGGUCGCAAAGCAAGGGAAUACACCUCCACUAAGACCACAGGGAUCAAAGUGGUGGAUGAGCUCUUCAGGGCAUCAACCCAGCCACUUCGGGAAGCAACAGAUCUACGGGAAAAUGUGCAGAAUGCAAUGGUGUCGUUCAAGGAGCUCUGUGGCUUGACUCCGGCAGCUAAUAUGAAACAGUGUAUCCUGACUGUGUCCUCCUGGCUGAUGAACAGCGAGCGAGUGCUGCGGGUAACGGUAGAUCUGAGCGAGGCCUACCCCACCAUGGAAGCCCAUGGCCCCAUUCCAGAGCUGCUGCGUAAAGUGCUCACCGCGUAUGACACGAUGAUCCAGACGAGUCGCACACUGAUCGAGUCAGCCGAUGGCGUGUACUCUAAACUUACGCAAGCACAGCGAGCAGGAUUGGACUUUCAUGAGGAUCUGCAUCGGAUCGGCGCAAGAGAAGGACUGAAAGGGAGGAAGUUACAGAAGGCCAUGGAGAGUUAUGCUUGGAACAUCACUGUGCUGAAGGGCCAGGCAGACUUGUUGAAGCAUGCGAAAGGAGAAGCAGUAGACACUUUGAGACAGAUUCACUGUGCAGCUCACUCGUGCGGCUUGGCCAAGAAUGGAGCCUCCACAUCCCCUGCCUCGCCUCUACUGCCACCGCACGCACGGCCCCUGCACACCAUCCACGAGACUGAGCCAGACAACUCCACCCUGCACUGAGACAGAGAGAGAGGAAGAUUUUAUUUUUAUUUCCAGUUUAUCCACAUUGUGAGGAAGGUGGUCUUUGCCUCUUUAGACCAGGGAAAGCAAGCUGUAAAGAAAAGAGUCAGGUAGGUUCAGUCAAUAAAGAACACACAGGAAACAGUUUAACUUUGAUCAGUGCACUUUACUCUCUUCUCGGCUCCUCCAUGCCCACCGGGCUCGGGUCUUAAAUUGGUAUCCCCACCGUGGAGUCGUGUUUUAAAGGAUUACAGUGACCUGCUCUCCUAUGACACAGCUGCUGUUGAAAAUUAGCUGUGAUCACUUACUCUAACCAGGACUCCAGUUAAAAGCCUCAAUCGUAUUCAGUCAUUUAAAGAGAUAAAUCACCCAAAAAUGAAAAUUCUGUCACUGUUUACUCACCCCAGAGUUGUUCCAAACCUGUAUGAAUUUUUCCGUUAAACACAAAAGAAGGUAUUUUUUAAAUAUUAAGUUGAAGUCAAAAGUUUACAUACACCUUGCAGAAUCUGUAAAAUGUUAUUUUAGCAAAAUAAGAGGGAUCAUACAAAAUGCAUGUUAUUUUUUAUUUAGUACUGACCUGAAUAAGAUAUUUCACAUAAAGGAUAUUUACAUAUAGUCCGAUGCAUUAAGAGCUGAGGGGGUGAAAACUUUUGGAAUUUGAAGAUCAGGAUAAGUUUAACUUAUUUUGUCUUCUAGGAAACAUGAAAGUAUCUUCUGUAGCCUCUGAAGGGCAGGACUAAAUGAAAAAAAUAUAUGAUAUUUAGGCAAAAUAAGAAAAAUGUAGCCUACACAUCCUCAUUCCAUUCAAAAGUUUACACCCCUGGCUCCUUCUGGAGCAUCAGUGAGCAUUUGAAUCUUCUGUAAUAGUUGCAUAUGGAUCUCAAAAUCAUACAGUCAUUGUUGGAAAGGGUUCAAAUACACAAAAAUCCUGAAAAACCAAAGAAUCUGUGAGACCUGAAGGAUUUUUCUGAAGAACAGCGGCCAGUUCAACUGUUCAGGACAAACAAGGGACUCAUGAACAACUAUCACUGAACAAAAAAAAAAACAAAA